UAGCGCACUCGUGCUAUUGCUAUUUUCUACCAUAGAAAUUUAAAGUAGGUAUAAAUUUGUAGAAGUGCUCCAUACCCAAGUACUGUCAUCAAGGUUACGUCCCCCUGUACAAUGAACCAAAGCUGACGUCGCACUACACAAACAGCAGAGUCGACUUUGUAGCUUUUUCAAACGUGGUUCUGUGAGGUUAGAUAAAAAUCACAAACAUCAACAUGAAGUGUCAUUAUGAAGUUCUUGAUGUGGCCCGUGAUGCCAACAACGAAGACCUCAAGAAAGCCUACCGAAAAGCUGCUUUAAAGUGGCAUCCUGACAAAAAUCUGGAAAGCCCUGAACUUGCCAAAGAACAGUUUCAGCUCGUUCAACAAGCUUAUGAAGUUCUAAGUGACCCUCAUGAACGUACAUGGUAUGACAACCACAGAGAUGCCAUAUUAAAGGGUGGUUUGGGAGGUGAUUAUAAAGAUGAUAGUCUUGACGUCUUUCCUUACUUUACAACAAGUUGCUUUAAAGGAUAUGGUGAUGAUGAAGGUGGUUUCUACAGUGUUUAUCGUGAAAUAUUUAACAAGCUUGCAGCAGAGGACUCUGAAUACAUGGAAGAUGAAGACAGUGAUUAUGAAAUACCUGCAUUUGGCAAUUCGACAAGUGACUUCAAAGAAGUUGUGCAACCAUUUUAUGCCUACUGGCAGGAUUAUUCGACUAAGAAGUCGUUCUCAUGGUUAGAUCAGUAUGACAUCAAAGAUCUCCCUAAUCGCAGGGUAGCUAAGCUUGUUGAAAAAGAAAACAAGAAAAUUAGAGACAGGGCAAGGAAAGACAGAAAUGAGCAGAUUCGUAACUUGGUAGCCUUUGUACGUAAGCGUGACAAACGGGUACAGGCUCAGGCUGAAAUCGUAAAACAGCAGCAAGCUGAGAAAGCUCGGAUUGCAGAAGAGAAGAGAAAAUCAAAGGUCAGAGAACGCCAGCAAAAGUUGAAGGAUUAUAAAGAAUCAGAAUGGUCAAAAUUUUCCAAUUUUGAAAAUGAGUUAAAAAAUAUUGAGAAGUCCAUUCAAGCAGAGUAUGGAGAUCAUGACUCAUCUGAUGAUAGUGAUGUUGGAGAUAGUACUGGUGUUAAUGAAGAGGAAGUAGUGGAUUACGAUGCCUUAUAUUGUCCAGCUUGUCAGAAAUUAUUUAAAACAGAAAAAGCCUUUGCCAAUCAUGAAAAGUCCAAGAAACACAAAGAAAAUGUUGAAAUAUUAAAGCAAACUAUUUUGGAAGAAGAAUUGGAUGAUGAAGUUGAAGAUGAACUAGAUGAAGAAGAAUUAGGUGAUGAAGAAGAGCUGGAUGAUGAAGAAGUGGGUGAAGAAGAAGAGCUGGAUGACAAAGAAUUAGAUGAAGAGGUUGAAGAAAUUGAAGUGGAAGGUGAAGAUGAAGUCGAGGAUGAAGCUAAGGAGAAUGGGAAAGUAUCAGGCUUAGAUGUUACUGCUAAUGGUGGAGGUGAUGUUAAGUUAGAGAAUGAAAGUGAAGAUUCUGAUCUUGUGCUUGCCAACACUAAAAGUAAGAAGAAGAAAAAACAAGUCAAGAAAGCAAGUACCUUAAACAACAGUACUGAUGAGGAUGAGGACUUAGAAGAUCUAUCAAUGCUGUCUAAGAAACAACGCCGCAAACUUCAGCAGCAGCAACCAAGAGUACCUGACAUCAAAGCUGAUAGUGAUAAUGAAAAUGAGAUGGAUACGAAAGAGGUGGCUGAUGAUGAAUCAACUUCUGAAAAACAAUGUGAUCAACCCAAAACUAAAUUAAAAGGAAAGAAGGCAAAGGAUGCUAGAAAGCUUAAAAAACAAACUGAAUCAAGUGCAUCUAAUACAAAUGAAAUUGUAAACACCAAAACUCCAAUUAUAGAUUCUUCAAAAAGAAAUAAAAAACAUGUUGAAGUAGAUCCAAGUACAAUAGAUACAGAACAUACGUGUGCGACAUGUACGUCUAAUUUUGGCUCAAAGAACAAAUUGUUUGAACAUUUAAAAAAAACUGGUCAUUCAAUUCACUUACCUAAUAAAAAAUCAGCCUCAGAGCCUCUUGAGGAAAAGAAGAAAGGAAAAGGAAGACGGAAGUAGUCUGAAAAUGUCAAUACAAUUCUCAAAAAUAUUCCGUUUGUCAAUCUUGUCUUUUAUGUCCAAUAAAAUGAUGAGUUCUUGUUGAA
Molecule: messenger RNA, 2167 nt
Organism: Frankliniella occidentalis (western flower thrips)
Lineage: Eukaryota; Metazoa; Arthropoda; Insecta; Thysanoptera; Thripidae
Product: dnaJ homolog subfamily C member 21
Exons: 1
Coding region: 213-2081 (622 amino acids)
Cellular component (GO): cytoplasm
Molecular function (GO): nucleic acid binding; zinc ion binding
Source: RefSeq, a predicted model, not a curated record